This is a messenger RNA of Sceloporus undulatus (fence lizard), 19294 nucleotides long. It is a transcript of the gene KMT2D, whose product is annotated as lysine methyltransferase 2D. NCBI's taxonomy places the organism in Eukaryota, Metazoa, Chordata, Lepidosauria, Squamata, Phrynosomatidae. Bases 633 to 16337 code for a protein of 5234 amino acids. The record is from RefSeq and is a predicted model, not a curated record. Gene Ontology annotation, molecular function: histone H3K4 methyltransferase activity; transcription coactivator activity; histone binding. Gene Ontology annotation, cellular component: nucleus; MLL3/4 complex. Gene Ontology annotation, biological process: positive regulation of transcription by RNA polymerase II. The transcript has 56 exons.
UUCGGGUUCCGACACAAAAUAAGCGCUGGGCCCCUUCUCUGCUGCUCUUCCUCCUCCCUCCAUUGCGCCCCAGGGGCCCCCAGGAAGAGAGGGUCCCUCGCCGCCCUCCCGAAGGGGCUUAGAGACGCCCGGAGAAAGCGGGCAGGGAAGGAGAAGGGCCCAAGCCCGGGCGCCCUCCCUGCCUGCCUGCCUGGCUCCCUUUUGCACUGAGGGAAGAGGAGGAGGAGGCGGAGGGAGGUUAAGCAAACCCGGAGCUGGCCCAGCAGGACCUACUUUCCUCUCUGAAAAUGGCUGCCUCGGUGAACACUUUCUGUCCAAUUUCUUGAGGCCCUUCGCUGAGGAGAGAGAAGGAGGAGGAGGAGGGAGGAAGGACGGGCAGAGAGAGAGGGGAAAAGGCAGAGGGUUUUGUGAGGGGGAAGAGGGAUGCUCCUUUGAACGCUGGAGCUGAAGGGGCCGAAGAAGGAGGAGAGGAAGGAACAAAUGCACCGCCGCCGCCGCCGCCACCAUCACCGCCACCCUUUCCUAUUUCUCCUUUCUGGAUUUUUUGGAUAAUGGUUUCUGCUGCCUCUUGCUUGCCGGCUGAGGAGGAUUUCUGGAUCACCUUGUAGAAAAGGAGGUCUCUUGAAGACAGGAUGGAUGAUCAGAAACCACCCGGUGAGGACAAAGACUCUGACACACCAGCAGCAACAGCAGCAGAAGAAGGUACAGCAGAUGGGCUUGAGUCCUCAGAAGAGAAGGGUAGUGUGGAAGCUGAUCCCCUGAAACCACCAGAAGAGGGCCCUGUGAAAGAGGAACUGGAAGAAGCAGAAACAAAAGAGCAAGCGCUUCCAGAUACCUGCAGUUCUCCACCCAAACGCUGUGCAUUCUGCAACUGUAGCAAGUGGAGUCUGCAUGGGCAGCGGGAGCUGCUGCGUUUUGAUCCUGCGCCUGGUUGGUCGGAAAACCUUUCCAGCCCACUGGAAGGGAAGCAGUCAGGCUCUUCGCCAGAGGCUGGAAGUGAUGAUCUGACCCUGAUUGGCUUUGCAGAUGGGGUGUCAGUGCGGGAGGUGUUUGAGUCAACAGGGCACUUUUGGGCUCAUCACUGGUGUGUGGUUUGGUCAGUUGGAGUUCUACGUCCAGAGGGAUCAUGGCUGAGCCUUGUGAACAAAGCUGUCAUCUCAGGGAUUACACAGAAAUGUGAACACUGUAACAGGUGGGGUGCUACCAUUCCAUGCCAUGCAGAGCGGUGCCAGCGCCACUAUCACUUCCCUUGUGCAGCGGCCAGUGGCUGCUUCCAGUCCAUGAAGAGCUUGAAACUUCUGUGUCCAGAGCACCUAGACCAGGCUGUACAGAUGGAGGAUUCCCGCUGCAUGGUGUGUGACGCCCCAGGGGAGCUGCGUGAUCUUCUCUUCUGCACUAGCUGUGGUCUGCACUACCAUGGCACCUGUUUGGAGAUUACAGUAACACCACGCAAACGCUCAGGCUGGCAGUGUCAUGAAUGCAAAGUUUGCCAAACCUGCAGGAUGUCUGGUGAAGACAGCCGGAUGCUAGUGUGCGAAGCUUGUGAAAAAUGCUAUCACACAUACUGCUUGAAACCAGCCAUUGAAAGUGUGCCCACAGACUCCUGGAAGUGCAAAAGCUGCCGUAUAUGUUCUGAUUGCGGCCUCCGCCCAUCUGCACUGGAUCCCAGCUGUCAGUGGUAUGAGAAUUACUCUCUGUGUGAAGGAUGUCAAGAGCAGCGUUGCAAGAAUGUAAACAGUACUGAAGCCACUGCGGUACAGCACACCCAGGAGCACAUUUCUCCAGAAAACAGCAUCCCCACUGGUGUCUUACCAGAGAAGCUGGUGUCUCCUCAGCCACUGGAGGAAACAUGUGUGGCCAGUGAGGGGCAGCCUGAAAGCAGUGUUGGCUCUGUGAGUCUCCACCCAGAAGAGCGGGGGAUGUUGGAGUGUGGUGAGAAGCCUGUUGAUGUAGACACUCCUCUAGAAGUAUCCGAUGCGGAUCCAGGGGCCCCUACAGAGCAGGAGCAAAUGGAAGUGGAAACCUUAUUAGAGCCUGAAAAAGCUCCCUGUCCACCACCCCCUCCUCCGGUACCACCAGACCCGGUGCCCCCUACUCAUCCUGAGGGGUCAUGUCUUGGUGCCAAAGACCCUGUUCCCUUUGAGUUGCAGCCAAGAGAGCCGGAACCCACAGAGAACCAUACUGGGUCAUCACCCUCCACGCAGGAAACAGAGUCUUCUCCAGUGAGCCCUCCUCCAUGUGCUCUCAAUGCUGCUUCCCCUGAAGCUGCUGAGGUGGAAGGAGAAGGGCCCAGUGAGGAGCCCAUGGACACCGAGAUGGAGGUGCCAGUUCCAGACAGCACUAUCAGCAGCAGCGCCCAGCCCAGCCAAGAGGAGGAAGAGGAAGAAGAGGAAGAAGAGGCAGUAGCAGCUCCUAAGAUGGAUCUUGAAGAAAGAUUCUCCCCACAACUAAGUGAGGAGGAGGCACCAGAUGAAGGGCCUGCCACAUUGGGACCAGAGCCAAAUGAUACUUGCCUCAGCUUUGCUAGUGAAACUAAGUGCUCUCCUUCCCCUGUGGAGGCAGACCUGCUGGGGAGCACAUCCACCCCAGUGGAGGCCUAUGGGGCUGCCAACCCACUAGAGGGAGGAGGAACAAGUGGUGAAGAAGAAGCAGGACCACCACCCCCGACACCCUUGAGGCCCCACCACUUGGUGAAAUCGGAUAUUGUUAAUGAGAUCUCAAACCUGAGCCAGGGUGAUGCCAGUGCCAGCAGUUUCCAUGGCUCAGAGAUCCCGUUUGCCUCUCCUUACCAUGAAGGUGGGGGUUCUCUUUCUCUGGAGAUGACUGGCCUGACCUCCACAGAUGUCAGCCUGCAAAGGGAGGAUGGCGCCUCUUUGCCCAUGGGUGAGAUGGAUGACUCCUUGCCAUUCGAUGUAAAGGGCGAGUGUGAGAAGGGACGACGCCGUAGUUCCCCUGCCCGCUCCCGGGUCAAGCAGGGUCGCAGCAGCAGUUUUCCUGGGAGAAGACGGCCUCGGGGAGGGUCUCACGCAGGCCGAGGGCGGGGCCGGUCACGGUUGAAAUCCACCACUUCCUCCAUCGAGACACUGGCGCUUGCUGAUAUUGACAGUUCCCCCUGCAAGGAUGAUGAUGAUGAUGACGAUGACACAAUGCAAAACACAGUGGUGCUCUUCUCUAAUACAGACAAAUUUGUAUUGAUGCAGGACAUGUGUGUAGUGUGUGGCAGUUUUGGUCGUGGGGCUGAGGGCCAUCUCCUGGCAUGUUCCCAGUGUUCUCAGUGUUACCACCCAUACUGUGUCAACAGCAAGAUUACCAAGGUGAUGCUGCUCAAGGGCUGGCGCUGUGUGGAGUGCAUAGUGUGUGAGGUGUGUGGCAAAGCAUCCGACCCUUCCCGUCUGUUGCUCUGUGAUGACUGUGACAUCAGCUACCAUACCUAUUGCCUGGAUCCACCUCUCAACACAGUGCCCAAGGGUGGCUGGAAGUGUAAAUGGUGUGUGUGUUGCGUGCAGUGUGGAGCAGUGUCACCUGGCUUCCAUUGUGAGUGGCAGAACAACUACACCCACUGUGCUCCCUGUGCCAGUCUUGUUACCUGCCCCAUUUGCCAGGUGAAGUAUGUAGAGGACGAUCUUCUAAUCCAGUGCCAGCAUUGUGAGCGGUGGAUGCAUGCUGUGUGUGACAACCUGUUCACUGAGGAGGAAGUAGAGCAGGCAGCUGAUGAAGGAUUUGACUGUACAUCGUGUCGGCCCUAUGUAGUCAAGCCUGUUGUUCCAGUUCCCCCUCCAGAAAUUAUCCCAAUGAAGAUCAAAGAGCCAGAGCCCCAGUAUUUUCGAUUUGAAGGGGUCUGGCUCACAGAAACAGGCAUGGCAGUGCUGCGUAACCUGUCCUUGUCGCCACUACACAAGCGCCGACCACGCAAGACAAUGCCAACUAUGCCUAGGCUGGUCACCCUUAAUGGCGAGGGUGGGCUGGAUGGCAUUGAUCCUCUGGGCCAUGAUGAAAAAAAGGACGGUGAUGCAGAGGCAGAUGAGAUCCUAAAAGCUGAAGUCAGUGUGGAGCAUAUGGAAUGUGAGAUCAAAUUGGAAGCACCUGCUACCCCCGAGAGGGAAGCUGCAGCUGAUCCUGAAUUGGGGAAGGUGUUGUUGGAGGACUCUGAGGAGAUCAAGAAACGGAAGCGGAAGCCAUACCGCCCAGGUAUUGGGGGGUUCAUGGUGCGACAGCGGAAAUCACAUACACGCUUGAAAAAGGGCUCGGCGGUUGUGGCUGAAGCCUCUCGUGAAGUGACAGGUGCUGAAGGGCACCCAGAAGAGGGUAUGUGUCCAGGGGUUCAGACCAACCAAUCUGCUGAAGUCCCGGCAGAGUCCAUCACUGAGCAGGGAGUGGUUGAGGGAGAUGAAAAGAAGAAACGUCGGGGGAGGAAAAAAAGCAAGCUGGAGGAUAUGUUCCCUGCCUACCUCCAAGAAGCUUUUUUUGGAAAGGCAUUGCUGGACCUGAGUAGAAAGGCCUUGCUGGCAGCAGGUGGUGUCGGUGGGGAUGGAACUGCACACCCUCCCAUUGGUCAGGGGGCUCCCAGGCCUAAGAUGGAUUCUACCAUUAUCCCUAAAGGGUCGACAGAUGGGAAAGAGAAUUCUGUUCAGCCCAAAGGGGAUGAAUGUGUUGACAGCAGGGAGGCAGCAGCUCCAGAAAACAACUUGAAAACAGCUGAUGCCAAGAUUGAAAAUACCGGCACAGAGGAACAGAUGGUCCCCAAGAUCUCUCCAGACCCUACAGGUGCCGAGAACCCAGCCACACCCCCGGGGGAGGGGGUGCUCAGCUCCGACCUUGACAAAAUCCCUACUGAAGAGCUACCCAAAAUGGAGAGCAAGGAUGUUCAGCAGCUCUUUAAAGAUGUCUUGGGAUCCACUGAGCGAGAGCAGCAGCAGCUCAAUUGCGUUGGAGCAGAAGCUGAAGCUGGGGGCAUUCGUGACGCAAACCGCACACAUCUUGCCCAAAGACCAUUCCUGCCAGGUGGUGGUGUCUCCCUUGGGCCCUUGCAACCAGCUGUGUCCAUGGAGACUUACUCUGGAGUUUGCCAGUCUCCAUUUCUUGACAGCAGGGAGCGGAGUGGAUUCUUCAGCCCUGAACAGUGUGAGCCUGAGAGCCCUUGGGCCAGCAGCUCUGCUGCUUCCACACCCACCACACCCACCACAGAGGGGGAAACUGAUGGGCUGUCAUAUAACCAGCGGAGUCUGCAACGCUGGGAGAAGGAUGAGGAACUGGGGGAGCUGUCCACCAUCUCACCAGUGCUGUAUGCCAACAUGAACUUCCCCAAUCUCAAACAGGACUACCCAGACUGGUCUAGCCGUUGCAAGCAGAUCAUGAAGCUCUGGAGAAAGGUGCCAGCCCCAGACAAAGCCCCUUACUUGCAAAAGGCCAAAGAUAACCGAGCAGCCCACCGCAUCAACAAGGUGCAAAAGCAAGCUGAGAGCCAGAUCAACAAGCAGACCAAAGUCGAGGUGCUGCGGAGGCCAGACCGCCCUGCUUUGCACCUGCGGAUCCCACCCCAGCAGGGGACGUUACCUGGUACCACUCAGCCACUUCCACCUCCUCUCCCUGCUGCCUCAGCACCAGGACAGCCCAUCUAUGUCAACAAUGCUGCAGCUCUGUCGAGUGGGCCAGGUGUGGAGUCUCCCAGUGAGCUCUUCCUCAAACUUCCCUCUUCUACCACCAGUGCCCAGCCCCCAGCGCAAGUGCCUUUGCACGAGCCCUAUGGCAUGGCCUCUGCUUGCCCUCCACCAGAUCCAGGGUUCCCUUCUCCUUCUUUGGUGGGCCAGAGUCCAACAGUGCCAGCCAGCUUUGCCUCCACCUCUUCUUCUUCUUCCUCCUCCUCAUCCUCUGGACAGUCCCCGCUCCUAUUGAACUCUCGUCAAGGCCCGCAGCCUGGGGAGUUCCAGCCCACCCCUCCGGGGACUCCGAGGCACCAGCCUUCAACACCGGACCCCUUCCUCAAACCCCGCUGCCCCAGUGGGUCCUUUGAAAACUUGUCUGUGCCUGGAAGCCCGCAGCGAGCGGCACUCCUGCUUUCGCCGCCACCGUUUGGGGAGCAGAAGAAAGUGCUGGACAUUAAGAAGGAAGAUGUUGGGUCUGGGAUCUGCUCUCCCAGCUAUGGCUCCAGCUAUAGUGACUCCCCUUCCGGUGUUCCCCAGCCCCAUGAAAUGAAGGCUCCAGAUGUCUUCAAAGCCCCACUCACCCCACGUCCUUCUCAAGUGGAGCCCCAGAGCCCAGGUUUGGGGCAUCGGCCCCCAGAUACUCACCCUGUGGCUGCUUCUCCCCCCAGUCAGGCUGAUCUCUACAGGCAGUCCCCAUACCCAGACCCCUAUGCCCAGCCUCCCCUAACACCUAGGCCUCAGCCCCUGGCCCCAGAAGGCUGCUGUCCUCUGCCCCCUCGUUCGCUGCCCUCAGACCCCUUUUCACGAAUCCCUGCCAGCCCUCAGUCCCAGUCCAGCUCUCAGUCACCUCUCACUCCCCGACCGCUCUCCAACGAAGCCUUCUGCCAGUCUCCUGUCACCCCUCGCUUUCAGUCCCCUGAUCCUUAUUCUCGUCCUCCUUCACGGCCACAGUCUCGGGACCCAUUUGCCCCAGUGCACAAGCCCCCUCGGCCUCAGAUACCAGACACCAGCUUCAAGCAAAUGCCUGUCUCCCAUAAUACCCUUGCUGUGGGGAAUUUCUCAACAGGACCUCCUUCUGCUGAGUCCCACCCCAAAGCCAGCCAGCAGCCUCAGUUUGCCCGUUCUCCUGGUGCCAAUGUCUUCCCGAAUGCUCAGCCCCAGAUUCGCUUCACUUUCCCUCCAAAUGAUCCAAUCAAGAAUUCCCCUUCCCAUGGGACAAACAACCAUUUUACUCCUGGCAAGCCCCAAAGCACAACCUAUGUAUCCUCACCAGGGUUCCAUCAAGCUGGGAGUCCCCUAGGGCCCAGCAAGGGCACCCCAGACUCCUACAAUGUCUCCCCACUCCGUCCUCCAUCAGUUCUGCCCCAGCCGCCACCUCCUCAGCAAGAUGGCGCCUUGUCCUACCUACCACGAACAGGCAUGGUGCCAUCAGGUGACAAGAGGGAAGAAGGAACAGUAGGACCACUUAAUAGGGAGCUGCAAGAACUUCCAGCCAGCCAAGAGGGAACUAUCAACAGUAACAGCACCCAAACAGAGAUGGAGAAACAGCGGCAGCGUCAGAGACUGCGUGAGUUGCUCAUCCGCCAACAAAUCCAGAGGAACAACUUGAGACAAGAAAAAGAGAGUGCAGCAGCUGCAGCCACCAGUGCCCAGGCAUCAUGGAACACUGAGAGCAGUGGACAAGCCUUUGAGCAGAUGAACCGCAGCAUGACCCCGUAUCCUUCGGCCCAGGACAAAGGAAUGCUUAGUACUCCGGGGGACAGCCUAGGUGGCAGUAAACUACCCAGUGCAGUGAUGGUGCAGUCUCCCUACAUGCAGGACGAGCGACUUGCCCGUCCCCCUCCUGCAGCUACCCCUUCUACCAUGGAUAUCAAUGGCAGGACAUCAAUGGUAGCGGCACAGCCAUUUUAUCCCCGCAGUGUCUUCCAGGCCCAGUCUCCACAGCAGCAGAUGUGGCAGCAGCAGCAGCAGCAGCAGCAGCAGCAGCAAGCAAUUUCCAUGCGUCUCCCUGUCCCUUCACGCUUUCCACAGCUCCCCACUCAAGAUGUGAGCCGCCAAGCCCUGGGAGGCUUAGCCACACGGCUGCCAGGCACUGGUGAACAGAUCCAGGCUUCAGCAGGCACAGUGGGAGCUCAGUUUAUUGAACUGCGGCACAACAUCCAGAAGGGAGUCCUUGGGAGUGGAGCUGGAGCUGCUCCCACAUUCAUCCAACAAAAUCCACAAGUUAGGCCCAGAUUCUUCUUUCCUGGGAAUGAUGGCUGUAAUCAGACUUUGAAGACUUCUGUUAUGCCCUUGCAGGCUCCUGCCCUAGGAAGCCAAGGCAUGCCAGUUCAGAAGAUCCCUAUCUCCCCCUCCUCUCAAGGGUCAGAGAUGAGCAACAACCAUCACCCCCAAGCCAAGGCUGUGCCCCAGUUAAUUCUUCCCCCUAGCAACUUGGAGAUACAACAAAUCCCUCCUCGACCACUCUCCUCCUCCGGCCCUAAAGAUGUACCUAUCCCAACCCCAGCUGCUGUUGAUACUACCCCAGUUGUCAGCAAGAACCAGUUAGGUCUGUCCAGUAGGCCAUUGCCUUGUGAGGUGCCAGUAGAACCAGAUCUAGAUGAUGACUUUGAUUCUCACAAGGAUCUCGAGGAUGACGAUGAUUUGGCUAACUUGAGUCUUGAUCCAGAUGUUGCCAAGGGUGAUGAUGAUCUUGGAAACUUGGAUAACCUGGAGACCAAUGACCCACACCUUGAUGACCUUCUGAAUGGGGAUGAGUUUGACUUGUUGGCCUACACAGAUCCAGAGCUGGACACUGGGGACAAGAAGGACAUCUUCAAUGAGCAUUUGCGUUUGGUGGAAUCUGCCAAUGAAAAGGCUGAACGUGAGGCUCUGCUCAAGAAAGAACCAUCUACUGGGCCUUACGUCAAGGACACUUCGUCCACUGCUGCUGGGAAGCCUGAUGAGCAGAAGGCACCAUCUGUGCCCAGAGAUGAUGGUCUAAAAUCUAAAGAGGGAUUUGGCCUCCUCCAAGUUCCCUGCUCAUCUUCUGCCGGGGUGAUGCCAUCACCCAUCCUCACAAACUACAAGGCCCAAAGUGGCAUGGUGGAUAGCAAGGGAGUUAGCCUUCCAGCUGAUAUCAAGCCCAAGAUAGAAGAAGGCUGUCUGAAGUCCUCACCAUGCCAAUUUAGCUCCAGCACCUCAGACAAGCUUCCCAUCAAAUCUGAAGGAUCUGAGAAAAUGGUUGCCACCUUAGCAGUCAACAUCAAGCCCAGCCAGAACCUCAUGAGCCCAGGUGGGAUUCGACUUGGCAUCACCCAGUUCCCCAGCAACAGUCACACUUCCCUCUCAGAUAAAGUCCUCUAUGGCACCCCAAGCCGCCCACCACUCACUCCUGUCCAGAUGACCAACACCAGUAACUCUAUCUUGGAAAAAUUUGAGUUAGAUGGAGGGCCCUUGAACCUCCCUAAUACUCAGCAGCACUCUCCAGCUGAUGACCUGGACAAGAUGGAAAGCUCUCUGGUGGCCAGUGAACUGCCUCUCUUAAUCGAGGACCUGCUGGAGCACGAGAAGAAGGAACUGCAGAAGAAACAGCAGUUGUCUGCUCAAAUGCCAGGAAGCUCCCAGAACCUUCAGCCCCAUACUGUGUUGGCUCACGCUACACCCCAUUCCCAAUCUCAUGAUGGGCAGCUGGUGAACCCACAGCAACAGCUUCAGUUGGGCCUAGUGGCCAGGCAACAGGGUAUGGUAGUCAACCAGCAACUGAUGCAGCAGCAACAGCAACGUCUGGCUGGUCCCCAGCAAAGCCAGGUACUAGCGCCACAUAUGGGAGUGGCUCAGAACCAAGCUCAUAUGCUUGCUACUCAGCAUAGCAUCCAGGCAAUCCAUAGUCAACAAAACCACCAGCAGGUUUUAACUCAGAAGCCCAUGCCUGGAGUUCAGCCACCACCACCGCAGCAGCCGCCACAGCCACAGCAGCAGAUGAUGGGGUUAAAGCCCCAACAAGUUGUGAUGCAACAGCAACAGCUGGCUAACAGUUUCUUCCCUGAUACAGAUCUGGAUAAAUUUGCUACUGAGGACAUAAUGGAUCCUAUUGCCAAGGCCAAGAUGGUGGCUUUGAAGGGUAUCAAGAAGGUCAUGGCACAGGGCAGCAUUGGAGUGGCUCCUGGUAUGAAUAGGCAACAAGUUUCCCUCCUGGCUCAGAGACUGUCUGGAGCUUCCUCUUCAUCUGAAAUGCAGAAUCAUAUCCUACCUGGCUCUGGAGGACAGGAACGGAGCAGUGACCCAGCACAGGCGCGUCCAAACCCACCCACUUUUGCUCAAGGUGUCAUCAAUGAUGCUGAUCAACGUCAGUAUGAGGAGUGGCUCUUUCACACACAGCAGCUUCUCCAAAUGCAACUGAAAGUACUGGAGGAGCAAAUUGGCGUGCACCGCAAGUCCCGCAAGGCUCUGUGUGCCAAGCAGCGGACAGCUAAAAAGGCUGGUCGUGAGUUCCCAGAGGCUGAUGCUGAGAAGCUCAAGCUGGUGACAGAACAGCAAAGCAAGAUCCAGAAGCAACUGGAUCAGGUUCGGAAACAACAAAAAGAACAUACUAACCUCAUGACUGAGUACCGCAACAAGCAACAGCAGCAUCAGCAACAAACCUCCACUGUCCUGGCCCUCAGCCCCUCUCAAAGUCCCCGCCUCAUGGCCAAGCUUCCCAGUCAGCUCCUUUCUGCACAUGGCCUCCAGCCAGGACCCCAAGGUCUGACAGGCCAGGCAGGUGGCUUACGCCUUCCUCAGACUGCUACUAUGGCGGUGCAGCAGGGCUUACCAUUCAUGGGGCAACAACAGGCAGCUGGGGGCACCAACACCUUUUUCCCUAGCAACCGCCUCUUGCAGGAGAGACAGAUGCAACAGCAAAGACUGCAGCUGGCUCAGAAGCUGCAGCAGCAAAACCUCAUAGGACAAGUGUCGAUGCAGCAACAGCAACAAAACCUCAUGGGACAAAUUCCAAUGCAGCAGCAACAGCAACAGCAACAGCAACAAAACCUCAUGAGCCAAGUUUCGGUGCAGCAGCAACAUCCACACCAAAGCGUGAUGGGACAGAUGCCUAUGCAGCAGCAGCAGCAGCAGCAACCUCCACCGCCUCCACAAAGCACUCUAAGCCAGGCAGGCUUGAUGGGACAGCCACCCCCUCCACCCCCCACCCCCCAGCCAGGCCAGAAUCUGCUCUCCAAGCAGCAGGGGUUGCAGAACAACCAACCAGGAGUCAUGGUCCAGCAGCUGUCACCUCAGCAGCAGCAGCAGCAGGCCAUGCUGGGACACUCGGUGCUGCAACAUCAGGGAGUGAUGACUCACGCACAAGCUUCACAGAGGCAAAUGCUGUUGGCUUCCCAGCAGCACAGAACACUGGGUUCUCCUCAGCAGCUGGCACAGCAGCAACAGCAGCAGGUACAAGGGAUGAUGGGACAUCGGAUACUUUUGUCCCCUCAUCAUCAACAGCAGCCACAGCAACCACAACCUGGGCUGCUUGGCCAGCAGCAGAGGACUUUGCUGAAUCAGCAGCAGCAAAACUCUAUAGCACAGCAACAGUCCCUCAUUGGACAAGGGCCGGCUGCUCAGCAGGGCGGGCCAUUGGGCCAGGGGCAAGCUGCUCCAACAGGCAUCUUGAGCCAGGGGCAGGGUACAGCCUCAGAACCAAUUCAGCACUUUUCGCAGCACGGGUCUCUGAACCAGGCGCUGCACUCAAGUCAGGGAAUACAGCCAGCUCCAUCACAGCAGGGCCUAGCUGUCAAGGAACAGCAGGGAGGGCAGGAAGGCAUCACAGGACUGUCCCAGGAGGGGACAGAGGGUGUUCUGCAGCAGCAGCAGCAACUUCGGCCCCAUUUGGUAGGACAGGACUUGGGAGGGCAGGUGCAGAUGGGUGUGCAGGAGCAGCAGGGAAUGCCCAGCCGUGGAACCCCUCUACAGGAGCCAUCAGCUCAGCUGAUGCUGCAGCAGCAUGGGGAACAACAGAAACCAUCAGCUGAUAUGGGCCACCAGGCACAGCAGCUUCUCCUGGGUUCUCAGCAGCAGAGCACCUUCAGUUCCCUGCAGCUACGAAUGCAGCAGCAGCAAAGCAACCACCUUCAGCAGCCACUGCGGACUCUUCUUCCUGUAGAUGGUAUUCUGCAGCCAGAGAUGUCUCAGCAGCAGCAGCAACAACAACAGCAUCACCACCAUCACCACCGUGAUGCAGCUCAACCCCCCCACUUGCUAACUCAGCAGAUGGAACAGCAAGGUCAAGUGCAAAACGUCAUGGCUCAACAGCAAAGGAUUAUGAGUCAAAACCUGGAACAACCUUUAAAAAGCUUGCCAGGCCAGCUUCCGCUCCAGCAGCAGCAGCAGCAACAACUCCAACAGCUGCAACAACAGCAGCAGCAACAUCAACAACAGCGCCUUCAGAGCCCAGCUGGGGCUUCCAAAACACCAGGGCUGAUGGUGCCAAUGCAACAGCAGCAACAGCAAAACAUGAUGGUCCAACAGUCAUCACCCCAAGGCCAAAGCAUCCUGUCCAGCCCUGUGAUGGGUCAGAUCCGUGCCCAGCUUCAGGGUGUCAUAUCCAAAAACCCACAAUUGCGGAAUCUCACUCCUCAACAGCAGCAGCAGUUGCAGGCUCUGCUGAUGCAACGGCACCAGCAGAACCUGCUGCAGCAGAACCAAGCACUGCGUCAAGCCAGCCCAUACCCAGCACAGGGACAGGUCCCACUUGACCAGGGCCAGCCACCCACUCAACAGCUUUCCCUUUUGGGCAAUAUGGGACAGCUUCCCUCCACCAGGCAGCCUCCUGUUACAGUGGCUCAGGUUCAUCCCGAGCAGGGUUUUGUGGCAUCUGUGGAACAGCACAGAGGGCUACUGAGCCAACAGGCAGCCACCAGCCAACACCAGCAAGGGGUGCCAAGGCUUCCAGCUCCUCAGGCUCCCUCUGUGCUCUCAAGCACAACAUCUCAGCAGCAGCAGCAGCACCAUCACCACCCUAGCCCUUCAGAGCCAAAGAGACCAUCCCCUUUGCUGCUGGCAAAAAGCCCUGACCCACAGCCAUCUCCCACCCAGAAACACCAGCCUACUUUUCCCAGUUCGCUGCUGCCCCGCGACUCAGCAACUGCUGCCCAGAGCACAGGGGAAACAGUUCCUGGGGGCUGCAGCCUCAGAGAGUCAGAGGGUCUUUCCACCAAAGAACCUGUUGAGCUGGGGCUGGUCAAUGGGCAGAUGGUGGAAUUGGCUUCACCUCCAGCAGGAAGGGUCCCAUCUCUGCCUGGAGACCCUCCAAUUGUUUGCAUCAAGCAGGAACCCAAGGAAGAGGUGGCUCAGUGUGCCCUGAUGAGCAACACCCAGCCGGUCAAACGGGAAGCAAAUGGGGAUACUGUGUCAGCCUCAGCUACAGUAUCCAUGACUACGAACAGCCUCACUCGCACUGAAGCCAGCCACCUCUUGCUGCAGAAACUGCUCAGAGCCAAGAAUGUGACACUGGCCACACAGCGUUCCAGUGAUGUCAAUGGCCAUGUGGAUGGCAAGUUGGCUGGGGUAGAGGGCCGGAUACAGAUGGCACCAGAUGGGCGAGAGGAUACACUAGUGGCAAAGAAACCUCCACCACCAAAGCCCAAGCGGUCUCAGAAAGCCGGGGAACGACUUGCCAAUUCCCGCAAAAAGCUGCGAAAGGAGGAUGGAGUGAAGUCCAAUGAGGCCCUGAUGAAACAACUGAAGCAGGAACUCUCCUUGCUGCCUCUGAUGGAACCUGUUAUCACAGCCAAUUUCAACCUUUUCUCACCCUUUGGAAGCAGUCCCAUCAAUGGCAAGAGCCAGUUGAAAGGCUCCUUUGGUCAUGCUGCCUUGGACAGUAUUCCAGAUUACUACUCACAACUGCUCACCAAGAACAACUUGAGCAACCCGCCAACACCACCUUCUUCACUGCCUCCCACCCCACCACCGUCUGUACAGCAAAAGCUGGUGAAUGGAGUCCUGUCUUCUGAGGAGCUGACUGAACAGCCCAAGGAGACUGUGUUGCCUCGUCGUGAACCUGAAGGGCAAAAAGAUGUCCCCCCUAUGGAAGUGAAAAGCUUAGACCUUUUGGCAGCUCUGCCCACACCACCACACAACCAGACUGAGGAUGUCAGAAUGGAGAGUGAUGAGGAAAGCGACUCCCCUGAUAGCAUCGUCCCAGCCUCAUCCCCGGAGAGUGUCCUGGGAGAAGAGGUGCCACGCUUUCCUCUAUUGACUGGAGCCAAGGCUGAGUUGGAGGAACGCUCACUCUCCCCCAUCAUACCCAUAAUCCCAAAGGCCAGCAUCCCAGCCUUCCCAAAUGCCAAGUCUUAUGGAGCCUUGGAGCAAGUAGGGAAAGGUGUACCAGGCACUUCUUGGGACAAAGCUAAGAGCAGCGAGGUCUCCGUCAUGCUCACAGUAUCUGCAGCUGCUGCCAAGAAUCUGAAUGGUGUCAUGGUGGCAGUGGCAGAGUUGUUAAGCAUGAAGAUCCCCAGUUCUUAUGAAGUGCUAUUUCCAGACAGCCCAAUGCGAAAUGCCAUCAAUGAAUCCAGAAAAGGUGAACCUGACACACAGAGCAAAGAAAAGCCAGUGACUCCAAGGGGUCCAGAGGGUGGUCCAGAGUGGCUGAAACAGUUUGAUGCCAUGCUGCCUGGUUACAGCCUCAAAAAUGAGCUGGACAUCUUGACCUUGCUUAAACAGGAGAAUCCAGCUCCAGAAAAGACUUCCCAACACUGCUAUAUCAAUAAUGUCGCCAAUCUAGAUGUACGGCAGCUUUUGACGCUUCCUGAAGAACCUUCUCCACCCCUUUCCCCAUUUGCGCCCUCUCCACCUAGUCCCCCCAGAAUUCCAGAGCCAGUCCCUGAGCCUGAGGCACCACCUCCAUCUUCUGCAUCUCCACCACUGCCGCUGCCACUGCCACCUCCUCCUUCUCCACCUCACCCAUUGCUCUCCACCAAGGAGGAAGCUCCUCUAUCCCCACUCAAGGCCAAGCCACGCUCUCGUCCCCUAGAAGACAAUGAGGAGAACAAGCCACGGUUGAAGAAGUGGAAAGGGGUGCGCUGGAAACGGCUCCGCUUCCUCAUCACUAUCCAGAAGGGUGGCGCCAAGCGUGAUGGGGAAAGGGAGAUUGCCGAGUUCAUUGAUCGCUUGGCCACCACUCUUCGGCCUGACAAAGUGCCACGAGACUUACGGAAAUGCUGCUUUUGCCACGAGGAAGGAGACGGGGCAACAGAUGGCCCAGCCCGUCUCCUGAACCUGGACCUGGACCUGUGGGUACAUCUCAAUUGUGCCCUUUGGUCCACAGAGGUUUAUGAGACCCAAGGUGGAGCCCUCAUCAACGUGGAAGUGGCCCUGCACAGGGGCCUGCUCACCAAAUGCUCGCUUUGCCAGAAGACAGGGGCCACCAACAGCUGCAACCGCAUCCGCUGCCCUAAUGUCUACCACUUUGCCUGCGCCAUCCGGGCCAAGUGCAUGUUCUUCAAGGACAAGACGAUGCUGUGUCCGCUCCACAAACUCAAGGGCCCCUGUGACCAGGAGCUCAGCACCUUCACUGUCUUCCGGCGGGUCUAUAUUGAGCGGGAUGAGGUCAAACAGAUUGCCAGCAUCAUUCAGCGUGGGGAGCGCCUCCACAUGUUCCGUGUGGGAGGCCUGGUCUUCCAUGCCAUCGGGCAGCUCCUGCCCCACCAGAUGGCAGACUUCCACAGCGCCACUGCUCUCUACCCUGUUGGCUAUGAGGCCACCCGCAUCUAUUGGAGCUUACGGACCAAUAACCGGCGCUGCUGCUACCGCUGCACCAUCUGCGAAAACAAUGGCCGGCCUGAGUUUGUGGUGCAAGUGAUGGAACAGGGUCUGGAAGACUUGGUUUUUAUAGACUCUUCACCACAGGCUGUGUGGAACCGCAUCAUUGAACCAGUCGCCAUGAUGCGCAAGGAAGCAGACAUGCUGCGACUUUUCCCAGAGUAUCUAAAGGGAGAAGAGCUCUUUGGUUUGACAGUACAUGCUAUACUGCGUAUUGCAGAAUCCCUGCCUGGUGUAGAAAGCUGCCAGAACUAUCUGUUCCGCUAUGGACGCCAUCCACUCAUGGAACUGCCACUCAUGAUCAAUCCUACUGGAUGUGCUCGAUCAGAGCCCAAAAUCCUUACACACUACAAACGGCCCCACACGCUGAACAGCACCAGCAUGUCCAAAGCCUACCAGAGCACAUUCACAGGUGAAACCAACACACCUUACAGCAAGCAGUUUGUACACUCAAAGUCCUCACAGUACCGGCGCCUCAAGACAGAGUGGAAAAAUAACGUGUACCUGGCACGCUCCCGGAUCCAGGGGCUGGGGCUCUACGCUGCCAAAGAUCUCGAGAAGCACACGAUGGUCAUUGAAUACAUAGGCACCAUAAUCCGCAAUGAGGUGGCUAACCGACGUGAGAAGAUCUACGAGGAACAGAACCGAGGGAUCUACAUGUUUCGAAUCAACAAUGAGCAUGUCAUUGAUGCCACACUAACAGGUGGUCCUGCAAGGUACAUCAAUCACUCCUGUGCUCCCAACUGCGUGGCUGAGGUUGUGACCUUUGACAAGGAGGACAAGAUAAUAAUCAUCUCCAGUCGCAGAAUACCCAAGGGAGAGGAGCUGACAUAUGACUACCAGUUUGAUUUUGAAGAUGAUCAGCACAAAAUCCCAUGCCAUUGUGGAGCCUGGAACUGCAGGAAAUGGAUGAACUAGCCCAAAGAGGCUCUUCAAACGAGGCAGUGGGUGGGAAACACACCCUGAACUGCCUGGCACAAGCAGCGCAGGAGAGAGAGAGGCUGUUCUGCCAGCUCUCCCAACCCUCCAGCGCAGCCGAGAGAAUCACCUAGGGAGAGCACGAUUGGAUUCGACCACCCCAACAUGCUGGUGGAGGCAGUUGGGACCCAAAUCAAGCAGGGCGGCAUCAGCGUAUCUGCCACUGCAUACCAGUCUUGGUUAAGUUCUAAGACCAAGCUGACUGGUUCUGGCUGUCAGGUUUAGCUGUCUACUCCUUCCAGGACAGGGCAGCCUGCUUUUCCCCAGCAGAAGACAACAGCCACUAGCAGCUCCAUCUGGGGUGGGAAACUGAUAAACCGGCAACUCAGGGUUUUCUUUUUAGGAUUUUCAUUUUCUUUUGAAGCAGAAACGGGGAGCCCUUCUGCCCCCGUAAUUAAUGGACUUCAGAAAUAUACUGGGAGGAGAUUGGGGCAUUCUAUCUAGCAGAGCUGGAGGAAGUGGGCUGCAGCAUGGCUAUUGGAUCCCCAGGGAAACUUUGUAACUUUUUUCCUGUGUGGGUGUGUGUGUUUAGGGAACCUUUGUGUGUGCGUGACAGAUUUUUUAAAAAGAACCUACUAUCUAUUGCUUGCUAAUGUACCAAGGUAACAGGAGGCUUCAAAGAGACUCAUUAGCUUGACAAUCCACCUUCCAGAGCCCCUCUGGCUCUGGUUUUUUUUAUACAUUUAGGUAUUUGAUUUGGAAGCGGGGGGGGGGGGGAGUGUGUGUACAUGUGAUUUUUGGAAAAAGUAAUUUCUCAGUGGCAAGUAGGUCUUGACUUGCAGAAGCUGGAAAUAGCCCUUCCCUUUCUUUGCCCCUUUCCCACCCCCUUGGCCCAUCUUCCAUGCGCGAGGAGCAUCCGCACUUGAACCUACCUCAUUUGAAGUGUUAGACUUUGCUAAUGUUGUUUUUGGUCUGUUUUCUCUAAUGUGAGCCCCUCGCUGUGCCACCAUUUUGCUUUUUGAGCCCUCUUCCCUGAAGAUGGAGAACCACAGCUGCCACAGCAAAUGUGGAACAGGUUUCAGGGAGAGGUAGGGAGUGUUUCUCUCUGGGAUUGUCCUUCCCCCUUCUGAAACCAAAAGUGAGGUUCAAUCUCCUAAAACCCUUCCAGAGUGAAUAGCUGAAAUGAGCACUGUGGGUUCCCAGCCACCAACAGAGGAGAGAGGCAGAUCACACUGCAAAGUAUGAUGCAGUUUGAACAUGCCACCUCUUGGGGAACAACAAGCUUCUGGUCACCACACAAUGCCAAGCUCAGCACUUCUCUCCAGUGGAGCCCAAACCCUUUUUUGCCUGCCUGCAGAGUGGGGAGCAUGUGCUUCACUAAGGGGCUGGUGAUCAGUCCUCAAAUGGAGAGGGAGUGAGAUUUGGCUCUUAGCUAAUCCCUAUAAUUCCAGUUCCUAAUCUCUGUUUCCCAUGAUCAACUUGCUGCUCCGAAGACUUGUGUGUAUGAGUGAGAGAAAGAUGUUGGCACAUUGCAGAGUUUGGGAUUAUUUAUCUAUAUAUAUAUAUAUAGUGUAUAUAUUUGAAUUAGCAUGGAGAGGAAUGCCCUGGCUGCAGAGUUUUCUAAACUGCUGGCUGGAUCUCUGUAGAAAUCCUCCCCUCCCACUGCCACCCUCCCCGGCUGGAUGGGAGCAAGAGGGAGACUUCCUGACAAAAAUUGGGCCGGAAAGGGGAUUAAAUAAAGAGCCCGUCUGUAUGCUUUCUUUCUCUGUGUCUGUAUAUAGAAAUAUCCCUUUCUUUUCUAAAAAAGAAAAAAAAUCAAUUUAUAAUCAAUAGCUUAAGAGCCAUCGGCCCAGCAGCAUCUUCCCCAAUGUAGGGAGAUUCCUUAUUAACAGAAGACAAAAUGUGGGCAUUAUGCAGGACACACCCAGACACACCAUCUAAAACAUACACACACUCUCCCUGCUGUUGAACAAGGACAUUGGAAGAUUGCUGUACCCAGGAACCUAAGUAUUUAGGGGGCAGGAAGGUGGCAAGAGUUGCAGGGUCUUUACUGAUAAGGCUUUCUUGAUGAACUUUGUACAGUUGAGAUCUUUUAACGCACAAUUGCACCAUUUCCCCACUCCCCCUUUAAAAUAGUCACACUUUCCCCAUCAUGCCUCUAUGAGUGGCAUUAUGAGAUCUAGCAGUUCAUAUUCUCAUCUGAUCAACAGACAAUACAGAGAGAGGAAGUGAAGGUGGCAGUGGCUUACCUUUCAUAAUGGGGGGUGAGCUGGGGCAUAAAAUCAGGGUUAGUGCAUAAGUAUCUUUGUCUUUGAACUUAUUGAUGAGAACCAUGUUCUUGAGUGAAAAAGCUGCUUCUGCAAACCGUUCUGAGCUAUGACGGUUGAAUACAGUGGGGAGGGGAAAUGACAAAUUAUUAAAGUAAUUAAAAUUGUAAAUAAGAUGAAAUUUGUGUAAAAAGGGGGGAUUUUUAUCAGUAACAAAACCACUGGAUGUUGUUUUAAAAUAAAAGUUUUUAGUUAAAGCCAGUAUACAUUUUUGUCUCUUUCAAUUUAUUUGUGUGUCUUUCCAUUAAUUUGGAAAGCUGUAAAGAUGUAAAAAAAAAGUUUAAAAGAAUUGCUACAAAGUUUAAAAGCUUGAGAGAGAUUUUAAAAAAAUGAUAAAGUGACUGAAUAUAAUAGAUUGUCAAGAUUUUUUUGGAUGACGGUUAGUUUAAAAUAAUCCUGUAGAUUUUAGCUGAUGAAGAAAGACUAUACAGUUUUUAAUUUUUAUAUAAACUAUAACCCGGUCUUGAAGCUAAAAACUUUUUUAAAGUUCUCUGCCUGUAUAAUUGCAUUUGACGCCUUGUCCCAUACUUCUGUUUACAGUUGCACAUAUUAUAUAUAUUAAGUUUUAACCCUUUUAUGAACCCAAAAUAAUCACUUUUUAAAAAAAUAAAGUGUGGACUUUGUGAGGAA